AUGGCUACUUCCUAUGACGUGUUGCGCUCACAGAUGCUCGCGACGCGUGCAGGUCAGCCAGCUUCACUGAAUGCUAUCCCAGAUGCGUGCCUGGAACCAGGGCCCAUGAACCGGCUGUGCUUAUCAUUGCGUUCAGGGAUUCCAUCACAAGUAGACUGGGCCCUGCGAAGGUUAGCUAUGUACACAAGUGAAGCGUCAGAUAAACUCAUUUUAACGAAUUAUCCUGGCCUUGCAGAAGCGCUGGCUGAUUUUUUGCGGCGUUUGUUCCUUGCUACGCAUGGUGCAUCUCGUUCGGAGUGGGACGUGAUGCAGCGUCCACAAAACCUGAAUGGACUUAUCGUUGAUCAAGGAACAGGCGGAGAUGAUGAUGGGGGUUUUGCGGGUAUUGCUAUGGCCAGCGUAAGGUUGACACAUAAACCGCCUUCUCCCGUUGCAGCUACAGAGCCAUUCCAGCCGUUCAAAUAUAUUCGUGAUGCAGCUCUUUUGCGUCGUACCCUGGAAUCUGUGCUUAUAUUGCGUAACUUGGCACUUAGUCAAAGCAAUCUCCCAUCGAUCGCACAAGUUCCACACUUUCUCAACCACCUGUAUGGCGCCCUUGUACUUGAUACUAAAGGUGUGGCGAUGGAACAGUGCGCCGAUAUUCGCAUAAAUUUGCUCGACAUACUCGAAAAUCUCGCACCACAUCUGACUUUAAGCGAUUGGGUACGACGUCGUUUUGUUCUUAAUACUGAAAAGGAUACGACUCCUCAUUUCGUCGAAGACCGACUUUUCGUAAUUUUGUAUGACUGGAUUAACACAACUCAGGACCGGGCUCUCUUGCUCGGAUCAUUGCGAUGCAUUCGAGCAUUUGCUUCCAAUGCACAGAAUUCCCAAGUGCUUGUCGAAGUGGACAUGGCACUACAUCCCACUUCACUGGGUCUCGUCAAGCGAUGUCUUUUGCUGCUUCCACUCACACAAGAUCCAGAGCUGCUGGAAGCUGUGUUGGACCUGUUGUACCAGCUUUUGACCAUUGAUGAUAAUGCACUCAUGCUAGGCUUGGACAAUGUGCCAACGCACGCUAUUGUUCACUUCCUGGCACGGAACUUGUCUCUUGGAAAAUCAGUGUGGGAACGCGAUUCGCCUAUGAUUUCAAAUCAGCACGCAUGGUGGGCAAGUCUUGUGCCUAAUACUCAAAGAAUUCGCCAAAAUCGCGAAUGGGAACGACGUGAAAAAAUGUCUCCCAUGGAGCGGCAGCGAUGGAAAGUGCUUCCAUCAGACAUUCGCUCCCAAAUUGAGACAUUGCCUGAACCUGAGCGGGGUACACAAUGGAUGAAGACGUUAUUCGAAUACGACGCACAAGGCGAAGUCACACAGAUGGACUUUUGGAUUGCAUAUCGCGACCAAUUCACACCUAUUGCCAAUGCAGGAGGUGCGCCUCUGCAGCCAGCUGCCAACUUGAUUCGUAAUGUAUCUCAAACAUUCCCUGGUGCUGCUGCGAUGGUCAUUUCUGGUGUCGCUGGUGCUCAGUCGCGCUUUGUCAUUCGUGGCAUAGCACCACGGAUCCGUGAGAGUUUGGCCGGGCCAUCAUGUCCAUGGGUUGGGUGUCCAACGCCACAGGCACACACUUGGGCGAAUGUGCGAGAGCAUUUGGUGUCACAUGUGGCUCAUUCUUCUGAUGGUUUGUGUCGAUGCCAAGGAUGUUCCUUUGCUGCUUCGCCGAAUGACGAAGCAUCUCAGCGUGCCGAGCUGCAUUUGCAUGUGCGUACCCACUUGCCACCUGUACAUGAACAAGAUAUCAUAUAUGCCCCAUCUGCCACACCUGCUUUGGGUACACAUGAGCGCCCUGGUGUAAUUACGUUCGACGUGGAACGUACGCCAUCGAUACCGACAGCCUUGGCCGGGCAGCCACCGUUACCCUGUGGUAUUGCGUUUCUUUCGGUGCUAAUACUGCGUUAUGUCAUUCGCAUUUCGUCUAUCAUUCUGAGACGUGACGGUUAUGGGUGUCCAGACUAUACAUAUGGCGGCGCUGUUGCUUCAUCCAAACAGCCAAGUGAAAGAGACGCCAUGUUCGGAUUUCCCUUUGUCUCGUUGACUGAUGACAUCCAGGCGCAAAACGACUCCGCAGCUAACAUGGAAGACCGCUAUGCUCAAUCUGCGAUAAGAUUAAUGCAGGCAGCCACAAGUAUCGAAGAUGUGUUGGUCGAGACGUCUUUGCGGAACGAUAUUCUGUGUCGCUUAGCCAAUGAUACAUUGGUGGCGAUACGACCGGUAGCGGAUGACAAUGCUACUGCGAGUAAAGACUAUUGA
Messenger RNA from Malassezia restricta, 2286 nucleotides. Its product is annotated as chromatin structure-remodeling complex subunit RSC9. Bases 1 to 2286 code for a protein of 761 amino acids. Lineage: Eukaryota; Fungi; Basidiomycota; Malasseziomycetes; Malasseziales; Malasseziaceae. Gene Ontology annotation, molecular function: DNA binding. The record is from RefSeq and is a predicted model, not a curated record. The transcript has a single exon. Gene Ontology annotation, biological process: regulation of DNA-templated transcription.